AACAUGUCCAUUUCAAAUCUCGAUCAUUUGAGUUGAUCGGAUUUACCCAUAGCAUCUUCUUGGCAGUGCACAGUUUUUACCCAUCACUCAAGAGGCUAAAGUAGUUGACUUUUCUAUGUUUCAGGGCAAUUUGGACUACAGAGUGAGUUUCAGAUCUAUAGAAUUAAACCAUUUCUCAAAAACACCCAUACCACCUCAAAGAUUGAAUAAGAUCCACGUUUAAUCUGUAUCACUCCUAUUCGUAACAGCCUACAGAUAUAAAUGAUAUUCAAGAAGGAAGCUCUCUCUCUCUCUGCCUCCCCGCCCUAGCUCUGGGUACCAAGUUCAUCCCUUUACUAGCAGGAGAGCCUACUCUUUGGAACUUUGAUGCGUACUUAAGACCAGCUGAGACAUCCAGCCUAGUGGGCAGAGGAACUACUGGAGCCUUCAACUUCCCCUGCGUAGACGCCAUUGUUGGGCAAGAGGGACCACAGCUUGCGAGACAUUCUAAUAAAUCCACUUUCUACAUGCAUGGAGAGACUGAGUUUUACCCGUCCUGCUCCUGUAGAGAGCCUUGAAGAAUGCAGUUUCAUUUCUUUUUCUCCUGCCCGCUGAGGAAGAUAAGCUGGCUAACAAUAGUACUCAUAAAGACGGUCUUCCUGGCUCCAGGAUUCGCUAAGAAUUCAACUUACCCUGAACACUUCACUUUUUAAUAUUAUUAAUUUGUCAAGAGUUUGUCUCGAAUUCUGGAAGAAAACUUAAAGCGAUGGAGCCGUCAUCCUGUUUUCUGGUGGGAGACAUCUAUCAUUUUGUUGUCUUUUCUGGUCCCUGCAUCUCUCUCCCUGGCUCUCUGAAGAGCCUGUGGAAGUUCCUUCAGUUCACCUGACCUCACCGUGAAGCCACAGAACAAACAUCUCCUUUUGUGUCCUUAAAUCACUCUUUAAAGUUGUUAAUAUUCUGGGCACCCUUCCACCUCUGCCACAGGGAAUCACUCCAUGCCAUUGGAAACGGUUGCGCAGACCAGUCACGUUCAUUCAGGAGGAAGAAUCGUAAAAGCCUAAGGAGUGCGGGAAGAUAGCAGGACUAGCAAGAGGAGCCACUGGCAAGUGCUAUUGAAAUGCAAACCUUUGCAGGUCUGGGGUUCACUUGGGUCUGGGCUGGAAGGCAGUGUCAGAAACUUUUGUGCUGUUUCUUUAAGCACACUGCAACCAACUGGAGGUGCGCUUGUCACUCAGGCCUCACCAGCCAAUCAGGGACUCCACGCCGAACCGCCAGUCAGAAGCCGUUCAGGGUUCUUCCGGGAGCAUGGUCGCGAGCUUGGCUUUGCAGAGGAGCUGGUGCCAGUGUUUUCGCGUGCUGUGCUGUGAGCGCUGCUGCGAGGAGCUGUGAGGGGGCCGUCCGCAACAUGAACGCAGUAACCUAUGAUGAUGUGCAUGUUGACUUCACUUGGGAAGAGUGGACAUUGCUGGAUCCUUCCCAGAGGAAUCUCUACAAAGAUGUGAUGCUGGACACCUACAGGAACCUCACUGCCAUAGGAUACAGUUGGGAAGACCAUAAUAUUGAAGAACAUUGUCAAAGUUCUCAAAGACAUGGAAGGUAAUUAUCAUGUGCAAGCUGAUACGAACGUGCCUCUGAAGGGAUUCUAAUGUGUCCUGAAGUUGUAAACAGAAGCAACAGUGUAAAUAAACAUAAAUUCUCACAAAACCA
Alexandromys fortis (reed vole) is the source of this 1686-nucleotide messenger RNA. Its product is annotated as zinc finger protein 120-like. Bases 1097 to 1579 code for a protein of 160 amino acids. Gene Ontology annotation, biological process: regulation of DNA-templated transcription. The transcript has 3 exons. NCBI's taxonomy places the organism in Eukaryota, Metazoa, Chordata, Mammalia, Rodentia, Cricetidae. The record is from RefSeq and is a predicted model, not a curated record.